Molecule: messenger RNA, 6549 nt
Organism: Amblyraja radiata (thorny skate)
Lineage: Eukaryota; Metazoa; Chordata; Chondrichthyes; Rajiformes; Rajidae
Gene: cep164
Product: centrosomal protein 164
Exons: 32
Coding region: 313-6231 (1972 amino acids)
Biological process (GO): cilium assembly
Cellular component (GO): centriole; centrosome; ciliary transition fiber
Molecular function (GO): protein binding
Source: RefSeq, a predicted model, not a curated record
AUGUGUGCAGUUGUUGUUGUUGUUGUAUGUUCCACAGUUAUCCCGUUAGGGAGUCACCGGUGGCGGGAGCGGGAGCGGGAGCGGGGCUGGCGUUGCCCGGCGUUGCCCGGCGUUGCCCGGCCUGGUUUGGCCGCGGUCCCCAGGGUGAUGGAGCCCGGCCACCGCGUAUUGUAGACACCUCUCGCCGGCCCGUGCCUCAGCAUCUGCAGAUUUGAGAAUCUGGAACAAACAACAAUGUUGGAGGAAUAUUGAAGAAGUUUACCUGUCUCUACGACGGGGGUUCGGGAAGCACCGUCGCACUUUUAGACUGAAAUGACAGCAACUGCACUUCGGAUAGGGGACCAAAUAAUCCUUGAAGAGGAUUACGAUGAAAACUACAUCGCUAGUGAACAAGAAAUCCAUGAAUAUGCCCGGGAGAUUGGAAUUGACCCUGAAACUGAACCAGAGUUGAUGUGGUUAGCCAGGGAAGGCAUAGUGGCACCUUUACCCCAGGAAUGGAAACCUUGCCAAGACGUCACAGGUGAUGUCUAUUACUUUAAUUUUGUAUCGGGCCAGUCAACCUGGGACCAUCCAUGUGAUGAGCAAUACCGAAACCUGGUUUCUAUGGAACGUGACAAACUGCACACUCCAGGUGGAAGCAAAAAGAAAGAAAAGAAAAAGAAGAAAGAGAAGAAGGAGAAGAAAGAAAAAGAUCCACUUAAUAUGGGAAGCCAGUUAGAAGCAGGAAUACUUCCUUCUCCAUCUUACUUUAGCGUAGCUUGCUCCUCUCAUGAUCCACUCCAUCAUUUUACAAGUGUUGAGUAUUUGCACAAUACUCAGUCUGAGGAUACAGACCAAAUAGAGGCUAGUGCCUCGCAGCCAUCUUUGAAGCCAGUGCAAUUCAAUAAAUGUAUAGCCGGUAAUUUCCUGAGUAAUCUACAACCUCUAAAAAGGGAAAGUUGUCAUCGAAAAAUAUUUUCAGAUGUUGAGAAAAUUCUAGGAAGAGCACUCCCUUUUGGUCAUAAACGUCUAGCUCGUGAUCUGUACAGACCAGAAGAAGCCAGAAUGGCCACUGAGGCAGGUAGAUUCUUGAGUUCCUUUGAAUCCAAUAUGGAUGGAGUAAUCUUGGACCAUUUAACAAAUAAAGAACCAGCUAACAUACCAAAGAAGCCAAUAGUAGAAUAUAAAGCUGCCGAACCUCGACUGUCUCACAACAAUAGAAAUUCAUUUGCACUUGAGGAGCAGGUAAUUGUAUUCAGUGACAUAGAAAAUAGCAAAUGUUCAAUUGAAAAUCUGCAGGAAGGUAAUUCAAUUCAGAAUAAUCAGCCAAUUGAUGAGAUGCCACAAAGUAAUAUAGAAGAAAACACGCGAACUGAACACACGCCAGAGUGCAGUGAAGGGUUUGUAGUAUUGCCAGUUUGUGACACGGAAAAUUAUUUUUGCCUUAGUGCUGAUAAUCAAAUAAUGCCAACGUUUGAUGUUGAGGAGCAGAAAAUGACGACAAAGGUACAAGCUAAUCAAUGCAAACUUAAUACGGUAAUAUGUGACCCCUGCAUGCCCGACACUAAAGCAAUAGAAAAUGGACAAAGCACAGAAUUAUUUGCAAAUGUAGGAUCAGUAAAUGCCACCCUUAAGCCAUUUAGCCACUUAAGUGAAGUCUUAACUGCAGGAACUUCUUGUGAUAAAGGAGACAACAUUAAGGGAAUAGUGGGCAAUCUUAAAAUUCCUGAAGCAAAUAUUUGUGAAAUCAUUUGCAAAAUAAUGACUGAGAAAGGGCAGGUAAACUCUCCGAACCAGAUUAAUGCUGAAAAUUGUUUGAAAAAUAAUGAGCCAAAGAGAGACAGACAAGGUGUAAAUGACAUCGCUGAACAGACUGAAGAUUUUAAGUCAGAGAAAAAUAUAUCGUUGAACAACAUAGAUGCUUUUAACCCUUGUAUUGAUCAGACCUUGAACCUUUCAGAUAAAGAAAUAGACUCAUUGCCCUCUUCAUAUUCGUCACUGAAACAAAAUCUUGCUAUUGCAUAUGAUAACUGGUGUAAAAUUCCAUCUCGCAAGAAAUGUGGAGAGUCGUCCUAUUCAGAGGAACAGAGAUUUUACCAGGAAAUACUUCAAAAAGUUAAAGCAAAUCGAGAAAAUAAAGACUUUUCUAAAAAUGCAGAGCACAUGACAAGAGGACUAACUCCUAAUGUAUACACAAAACAAAAUGAAGGUAUAGCUGAUGGCUUUGAUUCAUUUGUUUACAAUGAUGAGAAUCAACCCAUUCUUUCACCUACUUCACACUGUGAAGAAGAAAUUAUUAGAAUAGAUCAUGGAGUAGCGGGAUCAAUGGAAGAGCUGCAGGAAGCAGUUGAAUGUUCGGGGUCUGAAGAAGUAGCCUUGCAGAACCCCCAAUUUUGCCACCAGCCUGGCCAGAUUGUCCCAGCAUUGGCAGAACCAGAAAAGCCUGAUGGGAAUGCUGAUCAAGAAGCGUGUAACACUUCUAACCGGAGUCUUGGAACUGUGGAGCGACACAAAGAGAGUAAUGGAGAGCCAGCAGAGACGGCACUGAAUAUUCCACCGAUGCUGGUGAUGGCACCUCAAGGAAGCCUUGCUCCACUUCGUGGCCUUGGGGAGUUCUCAGCAAGUACGCUCUGUGGGUCAUUGGGCAAUACAUCUGCAACUACCAGGGGGCUGAUGAAGAGUUCGCUCGGAAGUCCUCCCACAUUUGGGAUCCCUAAAACAGGUGGCCUUACAAAAGGCAUCCUGGGAGCACUUGAAGAGAAGAUAUCCCUGAACCUAGCUGAUCUCAGUGAGGAUGAAGAAGACUUGAGUGGAGAGAAGAGUGGUCCCAAUACUGCUCAGCUUAUGAAAAACCUCCACUUAGACGUGGGAUCCCUUGGCAUUGGUUUUGAGUACGAGGAAAGUGCAGAAGCCGAUGAGGAUGCAGAUCAUGACCAUGUUGAUGAGGGGACUGAACCUGAGCUUCAAAACCUCCCGGUGUCUGAUGAAGAAGCGGAAAGUCAGAAAGAGGUGCUCUUUGAACUCAGCCAUGGAGGAAGUGAUCCUGGAAGUAUGCUUGACUCGGAGAGUCGCGAUGUUCAGCCCCCAACCCCAGACAAGUUAACUUCUGACAAAGAGGCUGAUGAUGAUGAUGACAACAUUAACUCGAAUGAAGAAAAGCAAGAAGCCAAAGGUGAAAGUGACACAGAUGAUGGUGUUCUAAUGAGACCUGUACAAGCGGGGCACUUGGGGCGUGCAGUGGCAAUUGAUGAAGCAGAAAGUGAAGAACUUGGAGCGGGAGAUAGUAGAUGCAACUCAGUCGAUGGCACAUCAAAAUUGUCACUGGUUGGAGAUGUGGACUUGAAGUCUGAACAUAAAAGUGAGGAAGACCCUAAAAUGACCUGUGCUACUGAACAGCCAAAUGAUUUAGAAACAGAAAUUGAUAAAUGCAACGGACAAAACGAAAGGGAUAAAAAAUCUACAAUGCCUUCCAAAACUCAUGAUGAACCACGUAAUCCACCUCAAAAGGACUCUGAACCCAACCAACAACUUAAAGAUUUGCGGGCUUCUGAAGAAUCGGAUGAAAUCGAUAACAAUUUUGAGGAGGAAGAUACCAAGGAGCUAAAUCUUGAAGAAAGAAGGAAAAGAGCAGAACCUUCUGAAAGAUACACUCAUCAGGAGCAUCUGAAGGACAAGAGGCUACUGCAGUCACAGAAGUCUGAGGUGGAUUCCUGUGGCAAGUUGAACAAAGAACCGGUAAAGGAAAAAAAUCAGCUGCUCAAAAAGAGUGAGGAGCAGCUUUGUAAACUCAGGCAACAGGAGGAAGUGGAAGUGCAGCAAAUGUAUUACGGCAAAGAAGAAAGGCUCAGGUUACUAAAAGAAAAACUCAGGGUUGAACGAGAGGAAGAGGAGACACGACUGAAAGAAGAGCAGAGCAGUGUGUUGCUUAAACUCCGAGACCAGGUUAAAAAUGAAAUUGAGAGAACAGAGAAAGAAAUAAGGGGAGAGGAGGAAGAAAAGUUGCUGCAGCUUAGAGCACAAGUGAAAUCAUUAUUGACAACUGAGCAGCAAAAUUCAGAAGCUGAAAAGCAUGCUCUUGUCGAGCAGCUGAGGAAAGAGAUGGAUGAAACCCUAAGGAAAGAGAAGAUCCUGCUGGAAGAGAAAAAAGUGGAGGCUAUUCGUGAGUUAAGGCAAAAGUUUAAAAAAGAAACAGAAGAGGAACUGGGAACACUCAAGAACAAACACUCGAUUGACCUUCAGGGUUUGAAAAUGACAGCUGAAGAAAAGCAUCAAGAAGCAAUUUUCAGUCUCCAGAAACAGAUCACUGAUGCCCAGAGUCAAGAGAAAGCUCAGGUGCAGGAAGAGCUCUAUAAAGUACAGAGAAAAAUGCAACAAGUCGCAGACUAUGAGAAAGAGUUAAGUGACUUGCUGAAAGAAAAACGUGAUGACGUCGAAAAGGACCAUGAGAUGAAACUGGAGAAGAUUAAAGAAGAGCAUCAGCAAAUCAUGGACAGAAUUAGAGAAGAAUAUGAAGAAAAGGAGCAAGAGCAGAGAAGUAACCUUCUAAAGCAGGUGCAGGAAGAGCACGAACGCCUGACUAAGUUUCACGAGCGGGAGAUUUCAGAUCUUCGUCAGGAGCUGGAGAGGCGACUCAGUGAGUUGAGAAAGUCGUAUGGAAAAAAAGAAUCGAAGGUUCAGAAGUCCGAGGAGCAGCUGGAGAUGAGAGGCAAAGAACUGAAAGCCAAGUGCAAUCUGCUGCAAAAUCAGGAAAUGUCAUUGAAACUGAGGAAGCAACAGCUCUGUGCAGAGGAAGAUGAGCUGCAGAGAGACCAAGCUAAAAUAAUUAUUUCCCAACCAAGUAAACACGAAGUAGAAAAAGCAAAACAAGAGCAGUCCACUUUGCAAGAUUCAAUUCGCCUGUCCCUCCAGAACUUGGACAAGCUACAGGGCCAACAGGUGGAACUGCAAACAGAGGUCGACACACUCAGAAAUGAAAGCCAGCGACUUCAGAAUAGAAUCAGUGAAUUGGAAGUGACAAUUAAAAAGAAGCAAAAUACCUUAAAUGAAAAACCUGUAACCAAUGGAGCCUCCGGUGGCGCAGAAGGGGAUGAACUUCAUAUUGGGGAUUUAAAGAAGGAAUACCCGAAUCACAGUAGCUCUCCCAUUCCCAAAACUGAGGAUGAACAAGUCAGCGUGGAUAAUGUACGAUACUAUAUCUCCGCGGAAGGGCUGUCUAUCAAUAAAGCCAAGGAGUUCCUCGUGAAACAGACCCGCUCCCUGCGGAAGCGGCAGACAGCGCUCAAGUCAGCCAAGCAGCAGUGGAGGCAUGACAUGAGGAAAGUACAAGACCAGGUGCAGGACCCAGAGAGCUCACAGAUUCUGCAGGAUGUCUGGAAAAACCUGGAUCAGGAAGCCCGGCAUCUGGAUGAGAUGAAGUUAACGAUGAAGAAGGGACAGGAGUUGCUACGAAAGAAGGAAGAAAAAUUAAAUCAGCUGGAGUCGUCUUUUGCAGAAGGGUUUUCAGAUGAAGACUCGCCAAAAGCCACAGAGGGCAAGAAAGCUGUCACCUUUGACCUUACAGAUUCCGAUGAUGUCAGCAGCAUGGUCAGCAUUGACUUUCCUCAGCAGAAAACAGAGUUGAUGUCAGAGUGGCCCUUUGCUCAGCAUGCCAACAUGCAGUACCUCAGCGAGUCCAUUCAGAAAAUUACGUACGACCUUAACGGUGUACUUUCUGUUCUCGGAUCAAUGGGAAUGCAGCAAUCGCCGGUUUUCUCCACAGCACAGGCUUUUACCGUCCCAGCUCCUGGAUGCAGUUUGCCUCUGUCGAUGUAUGAUUCCCAGACGAGUGGGUCAUUGUUUGCUCCCAACACCGCUCCCUUGUCUUCGCAAUGGACCUGGAACAGAGGCACAAGUGCCCCAUUCCACCAUCCAGCUGCUCAAUCUCUGGACGAUGCGUUAAGUGAGAGGUGGCGCAAGUACUUCCCAGGAGGAAGACCAACCCUCAGUGGAAAACCAACACCUACUGAGAGCGGGUUGGGAUAUGUUUCUGCAAGCGACCAGGUGAAGUUGUUCCAUCAGUCCCACUCUAAAAUGCCACAAAAGAAUGGUCUUUCUAUUCAAGAAGUAAUUGCAGCUAAUAAAAAGUGGUUGGAAACGUUCAGAAAAGACCCAAAAAUGUCUCUGGUGGCAGCAGCAAACUCCUCCCCCUUGAUGGAAGGUCUCAUCCAACUUGGACUGGAUGAAAACAACCAAAUCCGAGUCUACCAAUUCUGAAACGUUCAGGACUCCUCUCAUAGCAGCUUCACUGAUAUUUAGACGGGUGCAGUGAGAAUGUGACGCGCUGUGCAAACCAGCCUUAGGCUUCUGAAUGAAAAGUGCUAUUUGACAAACUAUAAUAGUAUUUAACUUGAAUCUGUUAUAGUUAGCAAUAAAGUAUUUUCUAUCCAAUAUUUUUCUAUGUAAUCCAGCUAAUUAUUUUUUAGCAUGUUAUGUGCAAUAUACCAAAAACUCUGGUGUAGUUCACCAUGCUUUCAGCCAAAGCUAUAACUAAUUAAAGUGUGCAUAAAAUGCUUUAUUUAUUUUCAAAUUCAA